AUGGAGACUGUCACAGAGCAGAUGAGAACGCAGGCGCACAGCUCACCCGUAAAUAAACUCAGCGCCGUUUCAGGCUCUACUGGCGGGGAACAGGACGACUUGCCUUGUGAUGAAGGACUAACCUGUAAAUACAACAGUAAUUCAGAGGAUCUGCAUGACUGGAUAGAAAAUAUUUCUCAUAUUUUGAGUUUAUCUUGUUCUGAAGAUAACAACAAAGCAGCAGCAGCAAGGUAUGAAACUCAUCCCCAACUUGAAGGCGGCAGGGAUUAUCACACAGCUACCACCUCAACAGCUGGAAUUUCGGUUGAAAUGCCUGUAAGUGAAGCUUCCUUUAAGAAAGAAGCGUCAGACAGUGGCUUUGGUAAAGCAGAUGGCAAGGAACAUCUAACUAACUCAAAGAUGUCCAAUGUCCUCUUGCGUCAUUUUUCUGAAGGAGAAUUACUAAACACUUGUCAGCUAAUUGAGUGUGAGACCAUACCAGAGACGUCCUACGCUGAAAGUAUUGGUGAAACUACGAACAAACCUGAGGCUUACGAACAUGGCAAAGGCUCUUUAACACUUGAACAAUGGGCAAUGGAAUUGGAAGGGUAUCAUUUAGAAAAGCAUGAGGAUGUACGCACGGGUGGGAAAAAUCCAAGUGUGCUAAAUGAAAAUAAAUUUGUUUCAAAGAGAUCUAUUUCUUCUACUGUUAACUGUGGGUGCAGACAUGACAAUUCACAGCUGAGUAACAGAGAAUCAAGAAGAAAUGAGCAUUCCAGAAUUGUUUCAACAGCUGAAGAUACUGCCUCAGUCGGAUUUUGCAAGUCCAAGUUUCGUUGUUUACUCAGGAGGCACUGGACAUCUUCUGAAGUCUUUACAGCACACGUUCCUAACAAUACACAGGCUACACAAGAUUUGCCUGAUCCAAGAUUACCACAUGGGACAAUGGUAUCAGCAUUUCCAGCAGCUGGUACAGUACAAGUACACUGUCUAAGUCCUUCUAAUUUACUGCCAGAACUAACACAAGGAGAAAAGAUGUCUCAAAUACUAAAAGAACAGACAGAUCAACUGAAAAUUAAAGUGGAAGAUUUCACUAAACAUAUGACCCAUGAGACAUUCGUUUCACAAGACAAUUACCUGGCAUUAAAUCAAUUGAAAAAAUACCUUGAUGCCUUGGAAAGGAGUUACUUAACUGCUAGAGAGGAGCACCAUGUUUUACAGCUGCAGAACUACAAGGACAAGUCUAUCCACGUUGGAGAGUUUGAUCCUGAAAGAAAGGUGGAAGGGGAAAUAUUUAGACUUGGCAUGCUGCUUGAAGACAUCCAAGAACAAACUGAUGAUGGCAAAUACAGCUUGGCUCCUUCACUUAUUUCUGAUGAAUCUGCCCAUUCAUUGAAUCCUCUUUGGGAGAGCUCAGUAGUUUCAAGCAUUAACGAUCCUCCAGAGGAAACCACAUUUCUUCAAAAGAACAAGGGAGAAAAUACAACUCAGACAAGUGAUGUAAUCCCACAAACAAAUCAUCUGUUUUCUUUAGAAGCUGAAAAGUGCAAUCUUUGUCCUCACAUGUUACAAAAGAGAGCUGAAUCAACUUCCGGAAGAGAAAUGGAGCCUCUGGGAAAAGGUUAUCUGCUAGCAAGCAAGCAUUCUUCCAGUGUAACGAGAUGCCUUUCACCAGAAGAAAAAGGUCUUCGAUUCCAUACUCAGGGUACGUUAAGUGAAAAAUGUAACGCUGAUGAAGAAAACAUGAAAGGAAAUGAAAACAUCCAGGAAAGGAAAACUGGAGUAUGUUCAAUCUUCAUUCAGAGAAAACCAACUGAUUUAUCAGAUACAAAUCUGAGAUUUAUAUUCAGAUGCCCUAGAGAAAGCAGUUAUCAACUCAAACACAGGAAUUACAAACAGUCUGUUCAGUCUUGUGCCCUGUGUAGAAAUAAAAAUUCUGGUUCAACCUCUUAUGCACAGAAGAGAAUCUCCACUCAGAAGGCUCAAACAAAUAAACGGCCCUGUGAACUUGUAAACCUUUCUGAAAGUGUCAAGAAGUCUGCCCGAAACAAACCUGCAAUCAACAUCAGAAAUACCAAUGAUUUCAACACAAAUAUUUUAAAUUCUACCCUGGAUCAUGCCAUACAGACAGCAAACAGUUUGAAGAGAGCUACAGAACGAAUGGUACAAGCAAUUUCAGAAGAUCUAGCUAAAGUUGCAAGAAAACAUCUUUAAUUAUCCGGUUUCAAAUGCUGUGUUGUUUUGUUGGUUAAUACUGAAAUAUCAGCGUGUCUGCAAAUAUAAAAUAAUGAAUACAAAGAUUGGGUAGUCAGCUAGCUUCAGUUCUGUGACCAUCAAUACUAAACUAAAUGAGAGCAUACUGGUACUCUGCAUCUUCACACUCGCUGUCUGAACUAGAAAACAAAUCACUAAUUCUACUGGAAGUCUUCGGUACAUUUAAUAAUACCUACUCCUGCUUACAGCUGCCUUCUCUAAGAAUUCACUUAAGGUAGCGUUACAAAAAUUGAUUUAAACAAGCAAGGUUAGCUUUUUGACUUUUGCUCUCCCCCUACCCCAAACAGCAGAAUAAAUAUCUCAUUUAUUACAUAUAUUUUCUCUUCAGACUUUAUAGCAGCUGCUUAAGCAUGUGAGCCUCUGCAUCUGUAAGCAUCAUGCUAGCAUACCAAAUGGCUGCUAACGUAUGUAAUUAUUUUGGUUUUAGAGUGUGCCACAUUGAGAGUGCUUUAAUUUUAAGAUACUCCUCAGGUCUCAAUAACCGAGUAACACCAUUUGUUGUCUUGUGUAUCUGUAACAAUUAAACGGUUCUUUCACUGUGAUGGCCUUACCUUGUCCAAUAUAUCUGUUUUUGAGAUUUCAGCUGAUGAUGUAGGCUGCAGAAUUUUAAAAAAUUAUGUAGAAGUACAGUGCAUCAAGAAAAUUAAUCUAUUAUUUUUCUUCUGGAAGAAGAGCACGAUGGAUUUCAAAGCCACAAAUUCUUAGUCUCAUAUUUAUCAGCUAUGAAGCGCUGAGCUAUAAUAGCAUUUAAACCCAAAAAACCAAACACUUGAAGAAAGUUUAAAUGCCGACUGUGGGAAAAUAGUCCAACACUUCAAGUUGAUAUUUCUUCAACCAUAUACAAUGCAUAAGUAUCAAUGCAAUGGGUUUCGUACGACCUAAUUAUUUUAGUCCUUAAAUAGGACACUGAUAUCAGUUAUUACAUUCUGCACUUAUUGCUUUUAAAUCAUUUAAUUUUAUAAUUUAUAAACUGUUUUGAAGGAAGGAAAAAAACCUGUUUGAUCCUUUUGCCACCUUCUAAUUAACUUCGAACAAACUUACCUAACAAAGAUGUUCUCAACCUACUAGUUAACCUGAGGGCAAAAAGAAGGAAAAGAAAACACAUUUCUGCAAACCAAAAAAUGAAUACCCUCACAGUUUGUAAAAAAAGGUAAAUAAACAACUUGACUAAUCAUGUUUUAUGAUAUUUCUCUCAGAUUCUACAUAUAAUAAACUAGCAUAUCAAUGCACAUCAACACAAUGUUAUCCCUUUAAAAGGUUAAUAAAAGUUUACACUUAAAUAACUAAGACAAAUCUAAAUAUUAGCAGUAUUACAGAAUUAAUACAAUUUAUUUGAUCCAUUUCAUCACAAACUGAUGUAUUUCUUUCUUAAUAAGUAACCAAAAAUAAAACCACAUGAACUUCUUGAAUGCAUCAGGUUUUGUUGUUUGGUUUGCUUUUUUCUUUUCAUUACUAAGCCCUGCCAAAGAUUUGGCUGCUUCCCCUCUUUUUCUCUCUCAUCUUCCCCUCCCCCUCCAAAAAAAGAAAUUGAAGCUUACAAUUUUUA
This is a messenger RNA of Cygnus atratus (black swan), 3799 nucleotides long. RefSeq names its product AKNA domain containing 1 (gene AKNAD1). The record is from RefSeq and is a predicted model, not a curated record. NCBI's taxonomy places the organism in Eukaryota, Metazoa, Chordata, Aves, Anseriformes, Anatidae.